UAUUACGCGGGCUAUGACAGUGAUCAACUUUCCUGGAAAAGGAGGGUCUUGCGACCCCCACUCUUAUUUACUGCGUAGUUUGAACGGUAAGAAGCUCACUCCAUAUUUUUCUGGGCUCGCUUUAACGACACCCCUGCUUGUAAUAUGGCCAGCUCAUCAAACAGUGGGUUUGUGGUGCUCACCCACGUGUACCCUCAGCAAAGUGGAGCUGCUGCUCCAGCUGUCUGCACUACCCAACAUGUUACUUCUGUGAUGGGAAAGUUUCUGAAAGGAGAUCCUAAGGCACUGGGGACAGUGCAGAUAAUGAUCGGGGUAAUGGAGAUAUUAUUUGGCAUCGUACUGGCCAUCAAUGCUGACAGCUUUGCUGUUUACUCCGGGAUUGUUUUCUGGGGAGCACUUAUGUUCAUUUCCUCAGGAGCUCUGAGUGUUGCAGCUAGCAACAAACCCAACAAUUGCCUGGUGAGAGCAGCACUUGUAAUGAACAUCCUCAGCACCAUCGCUGCCGCCAUUGCUAUAAUCCUUCUCUCUCUGGACUAUGCUUUUGUACUGAGAUACUAUGGCUGCUAUGAUUAUGAAUACAGAUACGGCUAUUGUGAAGAAUAUCGAAGAUGGCUUAAGAACAUGUCAAAUGGGACUCGUGGAGUGCUGAUGGUGUUCUCGGUCCUGGAGUUCAUCAUCUCCAUCUGUGUGUCAGCAUUUGCCUGCAGAGCAGUGUGCCACAGCUCCUCACCGCAAGUGAUAUAUAUGGCACCCGCAAGCGGUCAAGUGACAUCAGAAAAUCCUCUCCUGUCAACACCAUGUGCCUAUGAGACGGCAGUUUUGGGCCAAGGUGUGAUGGACAGCGUGAAAACUGAGCAGCCUCCUAAAUAUGAAGAAGUUCAACCUUGAAUGAGAUCAGUGUUCAUAUUGUUCAUAUAUAUUUCUCUUUUAAUCCGACACAAUUUAAUACAAAUGAUUCAAUACAAAUCUUCAGAUUUUCCAUAUAUAUGACAGAAAUCAAUGAUUUACUUUGUAUUUAGCACCUUUCAUAACAUUACAAUGUUAUGUUCAUAAGAGUACAAUGUACAAUGUUGACUCUUCAAGGGUUCUGAAUUUCUGUAUGUUUACACUAGAACUCGGAACUGUACUAUCCUCUCAGGUCUACUUUUGCACUUGUUCUUGUGUUUGAUUUGCGCUUUGUUGUACGUCAGUCUGGAUAAGAGCGUCUGCUAAAUGCCACGUAAUGUAAUGUAAUGUAAUUAUACAUUUUUUAUCAGCAACAUAUAUUUUACAAAAUAUCUUGUUAUUCAUAUAAUUAUAUAAAGUAGGGCCUCCUGCUUUUUGGUUGCCUUUGGUCUGUAGCCAUUGGAUAAAAAUCACACAAUGUGUACCGAAGUUUAAAUGACUACAAUUUAUCUUGGAAUUAAAUGUUUCAUAUAAUGAAUUUUCAAAA
Messenger RNA from Conger conger (European conger), 1432 nucleotides. Its product is annotated as membrane-spanning 4-domains subfamily A member 4A-like. The transcript has 8 exons. Gene Ontology annotation, cellular component: membrane. The record is from RefSeq and is a predicted model, not a curated record. The coding region runs from base 145 to 888 and encodes 247 amino acids. Lineage: Eukaryota; Metazoa; Chordata; Actinopteri; Anguilliformes; Congridae.